Paramecium sonneborni is the source of this 5112-nucleotide messenger RNA. The record is from the annotation of a GenBank genome assembly. Lineage: Eukaryota; Ciliophora; Oligohymenophorea; Peniculida; Parameciidae.
AUGUUGUAAAAAUAAUUGGGUUAAAAUUCGUCUUUAUAUGACCUAUGGGUCAUGACUGCAAUUUUUGUGAGAGGAUAAUUUGUUUGUUCAUAAGCCAUCGAAAUUUGUUUACUGAUAAUUAACUCGCUUUAAACCUUAAUUAUGGCAAUUCAUCCAACAUUUACACUAAUUAAAGACUUUCAAGUAAAUUCCUCUCCAGAUCUAAUAUACACCUUUAUUAUUAGAACAGAGAUUUAUAUUCUAAUUAAUUAUAAUUUAUAGGAAGAACUAAUUUAUUUAUUUAUUUUGGCAGUGGUGUUCAUCAGUAAAAUUGGGUUUAUUAUUUUAAUGUUUAUGAUAAAAAAUAAUUAUCACUCUGAUAAAUUUGUGUAAUAAAUUUAGCAUUAUAUACCUUUACAAAUUUUUGUGAGAAUUCAAAGUUAUUAUUAACAAUUACUUUGUCCAGUAUUUAUUAUUCCAUUUAACACUAUCAUAUUAUUGUCUAUUAAAAAAAGUUUUUAUUUGAUCGAAUUAAAUUAACCCAUAUAAUAUGUGAAUUUAGCAUUUGCAAUUAUUACAUUCAUAAUUUUACAAAUAGAUUAAAUAUUGAUUUGUUCCAUUAAUAAACAACCAAUUACAUUUAAAAUGAAACCUAUGGACAGAUUAAAAGUUACAGAAUCCCAUUUUAUUAUUUAUAUUUUUUCUACUAUCUCCGUCAUAUUGUUUACUUUAAUGUAAGAUAAUUAAUCAAUUAGAAUUAUUUAAUACAUUUUGAUUUUUGUAAUAUAAGUAGUUUCCAUCAGAAAUUAAUUUAAAAAUUCAAUUUAUAUUUAUAGAUAUCAAGAAAUUAUACUUUAUUCGGGUUGUCUCUUUUAAUUACUUUACUGCAUACUUUAAUUUAUUGAUAAUUUUAAUCAAACCAUUAAUUAAACAUUCCUAUUACUUGUAAUAACUCCACUUAUGUUAGUAUACAUUCUUUCAAAUAUUAAUCGUAGAAAGACUUAAGAUUUUCUACUAUUUUUUAAAUCAUCAAAUACACCUGAUAUAUAAAUUAUAAUGAAUACAUUAGUCAAUAUACUUAAUAAAUGUGACAUUAAUGAAAAUUAUGUUGCAAUAAGAUCUUCUUUAAUCAACUACUAUCAUUCCAAAUAAUGUCUAUAAAAACAAUGUUCUUGUUCAACUACUUUCUAUAUAGCAGAACCAAGAUAAGCAAAUGCUAUAACAGGACAAAUAUUUAGAAGUUUUAUUUAUGAAAAAAUAUCUCAAAUUAAAAAGGCUAUUUAUAAGAAAAAUUCAAAAUUUUAUUGUAAUUAAGAAUUACUUGUUUAAUAUGCUAUAUUUCUAAAUGAUUUUGGUUGGACUAUGUUAGCUGCUAAAGCUUUCAAUAAAAUAUUAAUAAAUGAUACUAUCAAUCCGUCUAAUAAUAAAAAUUUAAAUCUUGAAUUUGAUAAAACUUCUAUUCAAAAAAUUAAAAAAGAACUAACCAUAAAAUCUACAACUUUAUAAUAUAAGAAGUUUAAAUCAUUAGACUCAGAAAAAGAGAAAUAAAAUGCUAACGAAAUGAAAUUAUAUUUUAAAAUUAGUUUAGGAAUUAUUGAUAGAGCAAGAACUAUUCAAUUAUUUAAUUAAACUAAAUGGAAUCUCAAAGCUUCAUUUGGUUCAUCAUUAUAAGCAGCCUAAUAAACAUAAAUCUCAGACUCUAUAAAUCAAUAUUUACAUUAUGAAUUUAUUAUUUAAAAAAUUAAAGAAAUCAUUGUUGAUUUAAUAAAUUAAAAAGUUUCCAUUUUCUAAGAAUUAAUUAAGGAACAAUAAUAAUUUGAUUUUAAAAAAACUCUUAAAAAAACUAAUGAACUUUGCAGCAAUCUCUAUAUAACCGAGAAUUUCAUUAAAGCUUAAUUUAAUAAAUUCCCAAGUAUUAGAUUAUAGAAGGCAUUAACUUUCUUUUUGGCAGAAUUGUACAGUAAUUUUAUUGAGGCUAAUAAAGUCUAUAAUCAAUCUAUUAAUGUAGAUUUAAAAUUUAUUUAAAAUAAUCAUUCUGCAUUAAAUUUAACGCAAUAGUAGAGUGCAUAUGUAAUAUUAUCUCUAAAUGAAGAUUUAAAACAUUUAGAAGUUCAAACUAUCUCAAAUUAAAUGCUUAAUUUGAUAGGAAAACCAAAAUAAGUAAAUACAUGUUUUCCAGAAAUAUUACCACUAUUCUUUUAUUAAUAUCAUCCAUUGAUGGUUAAUAAUUUUUUAUCAACAGGUAAAUCUCGGUAUUAUAGAAACUUUAGUGCUAAUUUUGUCAAUGUUCAUGAUUGCUUAGUAAAAGGAAUAUAAUUAUGUUAUGAUACAACAUCAAUAUUUCAUCAUUCAUAAUUAGUUUUUGUUGCAUUUAUAUAAGAAUUAAUUUAUGAAAAAUGCUACAUCAUAGUAGAUGGCUUUGAUAAAAGCUUUGUUAGUUUAUCUUUAAACUUUUUAUAGAAAAUAGGUUACGAUGACAAUUUAAUUAUUAAAAUGGCGAAACAUAAAUAUUUGAAUGAUAUAUCGAUUUAUAAUAUAUUUCCAUCAUUUGAUUUUGCUUUACAAAAAUAACAACAAGAUAAUAGACUUUUGAUUGAAAAACUAUUUUUUUUUGAUUAUUUAAAAGUAAGAAAAUCUACAGUUGUAGAAAAUAAAGAAAAAAGAAUGUCGAACUUGAAUCCAAAUAUUUGGAAAUAAAAAGAAAAAGUGUUAUCUUUUAUAGCUAAACUUAAUAUCAUUGAAAGAAAUCAUUAGGAUUUUUCAUAUUUUAUAAUAGAAAUUCAAGAUAUAUAAUAAUUAAGUGGCUAGAAUAAUAUAUUUUUAGAAGAAGCAUAUGAAUAAGAAUCAUUAAUAUCGGGAACAUCAAAUAUUAGUAAUAGCUAAAGUUGUGUAAUUAGUUAAAUUGAUGAGGACCAUCCAAAUUAAAUAUAUAUUCAAGACUUAAAUAAUUAGGGAACAUUAUUUUCACCAUUAACAACGUUUUUUAAUAUUCCUGGUGAUUAAAGUUCUCGUUAAACACAAAUGUUAAUUAAAGAGACUACUCCAAAUAAUGCGGUUGAGAAUUUAGUAAAUUAAAAGGAAAUCAAUAAAUCUUCUUUAUAAAUAAAACAGUAGUAAUAAGCUUUUUACAAUAGCAACUUAUCUCAUUUAGUUUCUUAUUAGGAUAGAUCAUCAAUCCGAUCAAAUUAGAAAGAUGACCAUCAUUAAGAAUAAAUAUAAUAAUAAUAAUAAGAAUUAUAGUAUGCCUAAUCUCAAUCAUCUGUGGCUAGCAUAAAUUUAUCAGUUAAUUAUAAAAAGUACGAAUUGGUUGAAAAGAUAACUUCAUAAAGACCUCCUUUAAAAGUUAAUUAAUUUAUAGGAUUUUUAUUAUUUUAAAAUAUGAUUUAAAUGAUUUAUUUCAUUAUCAUUUUAACAAUAAUGCCAUCAGAUUUAGAUAACAGCAUAGUUGAAAUUAAUAUGAUUGGACUCCAUUCAGAUGUAAUGGCACCACAUGAUCUUUAUUUCUCAAUGAGAGUAACUUUAUCAUCAUAUUAAUAAGCUUUUAGGGAAGGGUUUUUAAAUUAAACUUUAUUUACUUAACUUACAGAUCCUUAUUAUAAUAAUAUCUAUCUUGGAUAUCAAGAAUUAAAAAAUAGUCUUUAUAAAUAAUUAACUAAUCCUUAUUUAUAACCAUUCUAUAAUGAUUAUAAUAUGAAUAUAAAAUUCAUGAAAGAUAAUGAUACUUAAAUAGUCACUGAAAAUAUGACUUUUAGGGAAAUUCUAUUAGUUAUCUUAUAAUAUUAAUUUGCUUAUGCUAUAAAAUAUGGAAGAAGAGAAAGUCCAAGUGGAUCUACUUAUUAAGUGUUUCUUUAUGCUAAUUAUUUUGACUUACAUGAUUUAUUAACUUAAAUUACUGAAGAAAUAUUUAUAUAUUCAAAAUCAAGAUCAACUAGUGUGAAUCAAAAGUGGACAAUUUUUUGGUUGAUUUCAAUCAUAAUCAUAAUCAGUACAAGUGUAAUUUCAUUUUUCUACUAUCAUUAAUAUUUAAUUCAAUAUGAUAAAUAUUUAUAUCUUAUGGAUUAUUUGCCUUUUGAAAUUUUAGAAAAUGAAAUUACUAAAUAAAAAUCUAUUAUGUCAUAGAUUAUUAAUGAUGAAAAAAUGAUAUUUGAUUACUAAUUCAAUUUUGAUAAUUGUUAAAAUAAACCAAAUAAUCCGAUGUCUAAAAAUUCAAUCAAUAAAAAAAAUUAAAAAUUAAAAAAAAUAUUUAAAGCAAGUAGAUUGAAACCUGCUAUUAUGUUAUUUAUGUUUUGCUCAAUUUUCGUAUCCUUUUCAACAUUAGUCGAUUAAUCAAGUUAAAAUUUCUUUGGAAAAUAUUAAUCGACGAUAGACUUUUUUAAAUUAAUUUCGGAUUUAAAACUUAGAUCAGGAAAUGUUAUAAUGUAGAAAGAAAUAUUUUAUAGAUGGGUCAAUUUUACAUAUCUUUCAAAUUAUGAUUAAGAAAGAUUAUAUCUUCUUGUUAAUUAAGCGAUUUAAAUUAUGAAUCAUUAUGUUGUGUAUGGCAAUUCUUUUUAAUUUGAUAAAUUAAUUGUUUCUGAUACGUUUAUUUAGUAUUAUCAAAAAGUUGAAACUGAAAAUUUAUGCGACAUAUUAACAGAUGUAUUUUUACUUAAUUUAUUAGAAUUUCAAAAAUUUUAUGUACAAUUAAUGCAAUUUAGCCUUUGAAGGAACUUUAAAGCAAGGAACAAUUUAAAGUUUAAACUACAUUACAAAUCUUAUAAAAGCAGAAUAAGCUAUCAAUAAUUUUACAAAGAGGCUUACUUAUAAUUUAUAUGAACAAGAAGGCUCAUAAGUGAUAACUAGAAUUUUUAUAUAAUUAAAUGAAUAAUUGUCAUAAGGAAUUGAAGAAAAAACAAAAAUUUAGAUUUAUUUUAGUAAAGUAAUUAUUUAAUAUUGAUUUAGACUCUUUCAAUAAUAUAUCUGAUAAUUGCAUUAGUGGGUUGUUUGUUUGUGGCUAAAUUAUUAAGAUAAUAUUUGAUUUUUGAAUAUUAUUUAAUAAAGAAAAUAGUUAACAUUGCUCCAUUACAAGUCUUAAUUGAAGAUGAAUCUUAUGAAAGAUAACUAAGAUUACUAAUACAACAAUAAGAAAUCGGUUGA